Ostrinia furnacalis (Asian corn borer) is the source of this 699-nucleotide messenger RNA. RefSeq lists its product as uncharacterized. The coding region runs from base 184 to 582 and encodes 132 amino acids. NCBI's taxonomy places the organism in Eukaryota, Metazoa, Arthropoda, Insecta, Lepidoptera, Crambidae. The record is from RefSeq and is a predicted model, not a curated record. The transcript has 2 exons.
UUUCAGCACGGAUUGUACUAAACUUGCGUUGACACUCAAAAAAUUCUAGAGGUCGCGGAUUUUGAUUUUGCUGCGCCGAAACGGUCUCGAUCGUUUGUGCAUUACCUAAUCUAACCGUUAGAACAUACGCGCGGGGAGAAAUACUUGCCAGUGACGCGUCAGGACUUGUGCAAGACAGGACUCAUGUUUGUUGACGGCCGAGGAAGACGUUGUGCUCUAAACGAGAAUCUGGUGGAACAACUGAUCGGAAAUGGGUGCACAUCUGACUUGGAGGAGGAAUCGGACGAGGAACAACUAAGCGAAGCUUUUCUGUUUCUGGAAAAUGAUGCAGAUAGUCCACACAACGGUGAAGGGGAUGAGUCUAAUGAAGAAAUUGGAGUCCCCUUAGCACAACACGGGCAAUUAAAUGUGACAGAGCCUAGAAACCAGCCAGCAGCCUCUACCAGUGGUCUACCAAUGCAAGAAAGACGCAGAAUUUGGCGCGCAACUAACUUCGAAAACAAAUGCCAUGAUUUUCCACCAAGAGUAACAGCUGGUGAGGUAAAUAAAUUAAGGCUAAGGACUUGCUGUGGUUCAGAUUGAACCUUGCUGAUGCUCUGAUUGCUUCGGUUCCUCAGGCUGAUCAAGUUUUAGAAGAUGAAGCUCCUAUUUCUGAACCAUCAACUAAAAGAUAUAGACCAGCUGUGGUUCCAUCGUCAG